UCCUUCUGCCUCUCUCUCUCUCCCCGUCGCCUCCCGUCCUACUCUACUCGGACGCACCGCACUGUGCAGCGAGAGAGAGAGAGAGCAGCGGGCGCGGCUGCCGAAGCGAGAGCGACGCCACCAACGGGCCGAUUUUUAAGCGCGCCAUCUCUCUCCUCCACCCCCGUGUCCUCCUGCUCGCCUCGUCGUCCCGUUCGUCGGCCAGAGCAGAGCAGAGCACGCGCGGGUGCGACUGUGCGCGCGUGACGUGAGCGCUCGCUUGGCCCGUGCCCAUGGCUGCUGCGCCGUGCGCGCUCUCGUCCUCCCGUCGCCGCCGCCGCCGCCUCGCCGUUCUGCCGGCGGUCAUGGCGGCGGCGCUUCUCCUCUUGGCCUGCUGCGCCGAGGGAGCGGCGGCGGGGAGCGGUGGCAGGGGGCUGACGCGGCGGAGGCAGCUGCUGAGGCAGCGGCAGGUGCAGUACCACCUCAAGCGCCUCAACAAGGCGCCGCUCGCCAGCAUUGAGAGCCCGGAUGGGGACAUCAUAGACUGCGUGCCCAUCUCCAGCCAGCCUGCCUUCGACCACCCUUUGCUCAAGAACCAUACUAUCCAGACGAGGCCUGCUUACCACCCAGAAGGCCUGUAUGAUGAAUCCAAGGUCGCGUCCCAGAAGCAGCGCACUCAGACAAUCACCCAAAUGUGGCACCAGAACGGCCUGUGCCAAGAGAACACCAUACCAAUCAGGAGGACCAAGAAGGAGGACGUCUUCAGGGCCAGCUCCAUCAGGAGGUAUGGCAAGAAGACGCACCUCAGCACCCCGAACCCCUCGUCCGUCGACCCUGCCAUGCUCAACGAGAACGGCCACCAGCAUGCAAUAGCAUAUGUGGAGGGGGAUAAGUACUAUGGAGCCAAGGCCACCAUCAAUGUGUGGCAGCCGAGCAUUCAGCAGGGCAACGAGUUCAGCCUCUCCCAGCUUUGGAUCCUGGGGGGUUCCUUUGGGCAGGACCUCAACAGCAUUGAAGCAGGGUGGCAGGUCAGCCCAGACUUGUAUGGAGACAACAACACCAGACUCUUCACCUACUGGACUAGCGAUGCGUAUCAGGCAACAGGGUGCUACAACCUGCUCUGCUCGGGGUUCAUCCAGACAAACAACCAGAUAGCCAUGGGCGCCAGCAUCUUCCCUAUCUCCAACUAUGGUGGCUCCCAAUAUGAUAUCAACAUUUUGGUAUGGAAGGACCCAAAGGAGGGCAACUGGUGGCUGCAGUUCGGCAACGACUACGUGCUGGGCUACUGGCCGUCCUUCCUCUUCUCGUACCUGGCGGACAGCGCGUCGAUGAUCGAGUGGGGCGGCGAGGUGGUGAACACGGAGCCCGACGGCAGCCACACGUCCACCCAGAUGGGCAGCGGCCACUUCCCGGAGGAGGGGUUCGGCAAGUCGAGCUACUUCAAGAACAUCCAGGUGGUGGACUCGUCCAACAACCUCAAGGCGCCGCGGGGGAUCGGCUCCUUCACCGAGCAGUCCAACUGCUACGACGUGCAGAACGGCAACAAUGGCGACUGGGGCACCUACUUCUACUACGGGGGCCCCGGCAAGAACCCCAACUGUCCAUAGCCUCCAAGAAAUGAAAUGAACUGCCACUGCUGCUGCCCAAGCCCUAACAACAAGACAACACGCACCCCCUUGACGCCUAUGUAUUAUCCAGUAAAUUAGUUCAUUCACACCCCAAGCCUUUCUUCCUUUUUCCAUAUCUUUUUUGUGAUUUUUUUCUUCUUGGUUUUCUGUUUUCAAGUUUUGGUUCGAGGAGUUGAUUAACUUCUAGGUAAGGUAAGGCAAGUGUUUGACAGAUCAUGUGGGUUUGUUCUCUGCCUCGGAGAGAUGUUGGUCUGAGUCUGUUCUGGGGAGGCGUGUGGUCAAGUUUCUGAAGAGAAACAGGCCUGUUUGGUUGGGCUGGAUUAUUUUA
Molecule: messenger RNA, 1935 nt
Organism: Aegilops tauschii subsp. strangulata
Lineage: Eukaryota; Viridiplantae; Streptophyta; Magnoliopsida; Poales; Poaceae
Product: protein neprosin
Source: RefSeq, a predicted model, not a curated record